CCUUGUAAAUCCGUAUAUUUCAGUAAAUUAUUUCAUUGAAAUAAGCCAAUUCAAAAUGGUUACCCCCAAUGUAUUGCAAGUGUUUUAUAGUGUAGUUGAGAAGACUCUGAGGGAAGUAGGCAUCCUUGCCGGGAAAUCCGGAAGGCACAUGAAAUUUCCUUAUACUUUGUCUGCAAAAAUAGCUCAAUUCCCUAUGUUUCACUAUAUGAAAUAUAACAACAUCUGGAUGUAUUAUCCACUAGGCUGGGUCGUUGGUUUUUACUUAUUUUCAAAGAUUCAUAAUGUAGUAAACUCCGACGCAAAUGUAAGAAGUUGGGCCGAAAGCCAGAGAAAAAUAGCUGAAAAAGAAGCACAUCAUUAAGAAAACAUUGGUAGCAUAGCGUAA
Molecule: messenger RNA, 385 nt
Organism: Leguminivora glycinivorella
Lineage: Eukaryota; Metazoa; Arthropoda; Insecta; Lepidoptera; Tortricidae
Exons: 2
Coding region: 56-361 (101 amino acids)
Source: RefSeq, a predicted model, not a curated record